Molecule: messenger RNA, 437 nt
Organism: Salvia miltiorrhiza (redroot sage)
Lineage: Eukaryota; Viridiplantae; Streptophyta; Magnoliopsida; Lamiales; Lamiaceae
Product: monothiol glutaredoxin-S6-like
Exons: 1
Coding region: 71-382 (103 amino acids)
Source: RefSeq, a predicted model, not a curated record
CAUGAACACCAAAUGUAACUCAAGUUGGAAUCAAACUUUACAUACAUAAGAAGAAGAAAAAAAUCUCAAAAUGAAUACCAUUAUGAAGUUAGCAGGUGAAAAUCCGGUGGUGAUAUUCAGCAAAAACGAUUGUUGCAUGUCGCAUGCAAUCGACACACUGAUACGUGGGUACGGAGCGAACCCUAGGGUUUAUGAGCUCGACCAGCUAGCAGAAGGAGAGCAGAUGGAGAAGGAUUUGAUGGCAUUAUUGGGGUGCAACCCUAGCGUGCCGGCCGUCUUCAUAAACAAGGACUUUGUGGGUGGCUCCAACGAGAUCAUAAGCCUCAAUAUUAGAGGCAAGCUCAAACCCUUGCUCAUCAAGGCCAAUGCUAUUUGGGUAUAGCUACAUGCAAAUUAAGAUCUACUUUAAUUAAUAACUUAUGUUGUUAGAUUUAUAA